AUGGGCCUCUCCGGCGAGCCUCUCUCACUACCGAAUCAAGCUGUCUCCCUCCCACCAACAGCACCUGCCACCCCCUCCAACAUGAGCAUGUCGUCCGACAACUCAGGUUUCGAGUACCACGAACAAGCACGGGCCAGUCUGCAAGGUCGUCAACUAGACCCUAUUCCCCCUGUGCUCGAUCAUGGCUUGCUUUCCGCACUUUCCCAUAGCCUGCAUGAAGAAUUCCCUGAGGACCACCACAGCCAGGUUGCACGGCUGGCCUCGGUGCGGUGUUUCCAGAUUCUGUCGCUCAAUCUCCUCUUGUGCGGCUGUCUCAAGAGCGCAUACGAAUUCUGCCAGCGCGGUCUCGAUAUCGCACCCAGAAACGAAGACCUGCUCGAGACCAAAGGGUACAUAGAGGUCGUUGCUCGUCGUCGGUUGAAGAGGGAAGAGUUUGGCGUUGCCGAUCUCCCCGACGGCGGACUUGUGCGGCGCGAGAUUUACCCUUGGAAUACGCACGAGCCAGAUCGCUUUGCUCCCGAAUCUCUGGAAUUCCUUAACAAGGAGUUGGAGAAGUUUGCACCCAAGUGUGCCGUGCAGGUGUCUGAGUUACUCAUCCUCCUCGAGGGCGCCAGUAACACGGACGGCUACGAUAUAAUUCCAACAUGCAACCAACUGGGUCUCUUCGCUAUCGAAGAUGUUGCGCCAGGCGAGGCGGUGCUCAAGGAGUACUCGCUCCUGACGGCCAACAACCGUCUGAAGGAGCCCGUCUGCGACGCCUGUGGCUCGGAGUUACCACCCCUUGGCAGUGAAGUACCAGCCGUCAGCUGUGACGAAUGCUACGACACUGUUUUUUGCAGUCAGUACUGCCACGACCAAGCGCAGGAGAUGUACCACCCGGCAGUGUGCGAAAAAGAUGUAGAUGCCAUUGCCAAGGAUAGUGACGCGAAGGAGGCUGGUGAGACGUUAUACCUGCUCUUGUUGGCCCGCGUUCUCGCCAUUUCGAAUCAUCAAGAGAUCCACCCGCUCGACGCCAAACAGGUCAAGUACAUCUGGGGCGACUUUAUACCGACCGCCUCCAACGAACUCGACCUAUCCCCGGGUGCCAACCCGCCUCCGGACUGGACUCUACCGUUCUCAUUCAAAUACAACAUUGAGACGCCACUUCACAUCCUUGAGAAGAUGGACGUUGAUAUUUACCAAACACUCGCGCAUCACGACAUUUGGGUUCUCAACACGCUUUACAGCAAGUUCCGCGGCACCGCGUCCGCCCGCAAGAACCCGCGCGAUGGCCGCCCCGAUGUUGCUGCCGUUCACCCCUUCUGGUGUCUCGCCAACCACGAUUGCAACCCCAACGUGACGUGGGAAUGGGGAGGCCACAUGGUCCUCUGGGCACGCGAGCAGCGCGUCGUCGGCGACAAGCCGCCUGGCAUCAAGGCCGGAGAGGAAAUCUUGAACCAUUAUUGCGACGUCACGUUGCCAGUGCAGCAGCGUCGCGAGUGGGCCGUCGGUAGCCUCGGCGGCUGGUGCAUGUGCGAGCGAUGCCGGAUCGAGGCGACGCAAGAUGAUACGACGCAGAACGGACCAACACACAACGGCGAUGCGAUGGAGGAGUGA
Messenger RNA from Verticillium alfalfae VaMs.102, 1596 nucleotides. RefSeq lists its product as hypothetical. The transcript has 2 exons. The record is from RefSeq and is a predicted model, not a curated record. The coding region runs from base 1 to 1596 and encodes 531 amino acids. NCBI's taxonomy places the organism in Eukaryota, Fungi, Ascomycota, Sordariomycetes, Glomerellales, Plectosphaerellaceae. Gene Ontology annotation, cellular component: nucleus. Gene Ontology annotation, molecular function: protein binding.